Aspergillus chevalieri is the source of this 825-nucleotide messenger RNA. It is a transcript of the gene BOA17, whose product is annotated as oxidoreductase Boa17. The transcript has a single exon. The record is from RefSeq and is a predicted model, not a curated record. The coding region runs from base 1 to 825 and encodes 274 amino acids. NCBI's taxonomy places the organism in Eukaryota, Fungi, Ascomycota, Eurotiomycetes, Eurotiales, Aspergillaceae.
AUGCCGAGAGUCUGGUUCAUCACCGGGUCCUCCCGUGGUCUCGGUCUUGCCAUUGCUAAAGCUGCCCUUGACGCCGGAGACUCAGUAAUUGCCACGGCUCGAAAACCAGAACAGGUCACAGGACUUGUGAAGAGCUACAGCAGCGAGAGAGUCCUUCCUCUUUCCUUGGAUGUCAGCAACAACGAACAAGUGAUCAAAUGUGUCAAUGCUGGACACGAGAAAUUCAGCAGGAUUGAUGUUGUUGUCAAUAAUGCAGGAUACGCGAACACGGCAAGUGUGGAAGAUAUCGACGUCCAUGACUUCCGCACUCAACUCAAUGCCAACUUCUAUGGGACAGUCUACGUAUCCAAGGCUGUAAUCCCAAUCCUUCGUCAGCAGAAAUCGGGCCACAUAUUCCAGAUAUCCUCGAUUGGUGGGCGAGUCGGUACGCCAGGUCUCUCUGCCUACCAGUCUGCGAAAUGGGCUAUCGGCGGUUUCUCGACUGUCCUUGCCCAGGAAGUGGCACCGUUCGGCGUCAAGGUCACCGUUGUUGAACCUGGCAGCAUGAAGACCGAUUUCGCUGGCUCAUCCAUGGAUAUUCCGGAAGUGAGCGAACCAUACCAAAGUACAGUCGGUUGUUUUGCGCAGAUCAUUCGACAAAUCUCGGGGAGCGAGCUGUCCAUACCUAGCAAGGUGGCAGACAUCAUUAUCAAGGUAUUGGAGGAAGAUGAGCCUCCUUUGCGCCUUCUAGUCGGUGCUGAUGCGGUGGAAUAUGCUGGAAAGACCGCUGAAGCACUCGCUGCGUCCGAUGAGAAAUGGCGUGAAUUGAGCGUGUCUUCGGCUUAG